GCGAGAGGGCGCUGUCACGACCAUCAAGUUACUUCUGCCAUGUCUGCAUGUCCCACACGUUCUGUUUCCUUUAUUUCUAUCAUGACAUAGGCCUACAUGAUUAUAUGAAGACUUUUGAAGAGUCAUGAUGAUGGCAAGAUGCUGAAAACAGACAAGGUACUGCAAGUGAAGACGAGGCAGGGGCGUGCCUUGAGGCUGGUGAGGGAGCACUACUUGAGGGAGGAUGUACCUUGUAAUAGUCAACUCUGCUUGGCUGGAUGUAGACAAACUGGAAGUUCCACCACGCCUGCCGACGUGACGCAUUAUCUCAUUCCUGACUGUCGCGUCACCGGCGAGUUUCUGGAAAUUUUGGAGUUGCCGGAGUUUACGGGAAUCGUCUUCAUGCAGACGGUGCUUCACUAUGUGUUGCACGAGAAAGGACGUCGCUUUCACCGACGCUUACGGACCAAGGUCAGGGACGGUCGGAACCACUGCGCGGUCUUCGCCAACGAGUUUUGCCGUUACGCCUACACUCCCAGACAGCCGGGCGAGAGCCAUGGAGAUUGGCUUGUCAGGGUUGUGUAUGACAGCGCUGUGUGGUAUUACAAUCAUCUAGCUGGACAGAAAGCCAUUGUGUUUCUGACACAAGACGAAAACGCAAUAGCCAAAUAUGGAAGUGAGACCAUUGGUGUUCAUGUCAUGAAUAUUCAUCAGUAUCUGGAGGUGUUUUGGCCCACCCUGACCCAGGCUCAUGACAUCUACGAAUCGCUUGCUGCAUCACUGGCUGAUACCACGGACAACAAAAAAGGUGGUUGCAAGGAGUACACCGAGUACCUACCGAGUGAUGUGCUAGCGGCAGGCAUCAAGUCAGGACUGUACAUUGAGGGGAUGUUGCGAGUCAACAAAUACCAUGCACAGAACGAGGCAUUCGUCGCCAGAGGAAGUGGCAGCAAAGGAAUCAAUUUGGAUUCUGACAUCUUGAUAGCUGGAAUGAAAAACAGGAAUCGGGCUGUUCAUGGGGACCAAGUAGCUGUUGAAUUGCUCCCCAGGUCACAGUGGAUCGGCAAAAUCAAUUCUUUGUCUUCAACUGGUGAUCCAGCGGAGGUAUCAGACGUAGAUCAGAGCAACGCCAAGCCCACCGGACGCAUAGUGGGUGUGUUGCAGAGACACUGGAGGGAUUACGUAGCCAGCUUUCCUGAAGAACAAGAGAGCCAAGGUUCUAGAGCGGGCAAGGUCCUCGUCAUUCCGUGGGAUUACCGCAUCCCCAAGAUACGCAUCAGCACAAGACAAGCAGAGGCGCUCCGAGAGGACAGAAUCGUUGUGCGGCUUGACUCGUGGGAGACGGACUCCCAGUAUCCCAACGGUCAUUUUGUGCGGUCGCUUGGGCCGACGGGCAGCCUGGAAACGGAGAUAGCAGCCAUCUUGGUUGAGAACAGCAUCUCGGUUGGGGCGUUCUCCGAGGGUCAGGUGAAAGAAUUACCGAGCAAUUCGGAGGAGACUCCGUGGACAAUGAGUGAAGAGGAAAUAUCGCAGCGACGAGACCUCCGCCAGACACAUCUUGUCUUCAGCAUCGAUCCCAAGGGCUGUGAAGACGUGGAUGAUACUUUGUCCAUAAGGGAACUGAAGAACGGUAAGGUGUUGGAACUAGGUGUUCACAUCGCCGAUGUCUCAUACUUCGUCAAACCCAAUUCACUCACAGAUCUGGAGGCCAAACAGAGAUCCACGACAGUGUACCUUGCAGACCGACGUUACGACAUGCUGCCCACUAUCCUGAGCGCGGAUCUCUGCUCUCUGAUUGGUGGAGUGGAUCGCUACGCCAUGAGCGUCAUGUGGCAGUUGGACCCUCAGACGUAUGAAGUCCGUAAAGUCUGGUACGGCCGCACCGUCAUCCGAUCCUCCCACAAGAUGUUCUAUGAGGCCGCGCAAGCAUUGCAUGAUGGGAAGGACGUGAGGCACGACAUUCCAGAGUUGGCCGGAAUGAACGAGGACGAAGUAGAAAAGCGGUUGGGGGAGCUGCGUUGGUGCAUUGACAAGCUGAUGGACAUCGCCAGGAGCCUGAAGGCGCGGAGGGUGGUGGGCGGGGCCGUGCAGCUGGAAGGGGUGGAGGUCAAAGUUGAACUCAAUGAAGAGCAAGAAAUUGAAGACCUCAUCCCCAAACAGACCAUGGAGAUCCAUGAGACCAUAGCGGAGAGCAUGAUCUUCGCCAAUCACUGGGUUGCUAAGAAGAUAGCAGAGGCAUUCCCCAACUGUUCACUGCUAAGGCACCACCCCUUGCCAAGACAGGACCAGUUCCAGGAUCUGGUGGAUAGUGCUAAGGCAAGGGGCUUCACCAUCGACACGAGUUCCAACAAGGCACUUGCCGAUUCUCUAGACAAGUGCGUUGACCCCAAGGAUCCCGUCUACAAUAAGAUCCUGCGUUCACUGGCGACCAAGGCCAUGUCCAAUGCGUUGUAUUUCUCAACUGGUAGUCUGCCCAGAGAUCAGUUCUUCCAUUAUGGUCUUGCUCUGGACAGAUACACGCAUUUCACCUCACCCAUCAGAAGAUAUGCUGAUAUUAUUGUGCAUCGUCUGUUAAUGGCAGCCAUUACUGACGAUCAUGGUGACGGGCUGUCGUUGCUUAGCAACAAUGCAUUAGAGGAGCUGUGUGGCCACAUCAAUAACAGACACAGGGCUUCCCAGCAUGCCCAGCAGGACUCGCAGGCAUUGUUUCAGGCACUGUUCUUUAAGGACAAGGACCCAACGACUGACGAGUGUUGUACAGUGGAUGCCGUGGUCCACAGUCUCAGGGCCAAUGGCUUCCUCAUCUUCAUCCCAAGGUAUGGCAUAAAGGGAGCUGUGUCAUUGAAGGAUAAAGAAGGACGCGUGUGUGACCUUUCAGAAGAUGGCAAGCCAACAUGGACAGCAGGCUCAGUGACCAGAACUGCCUAUGCGAUCACCGCGACAACCGCCACCAGCCAAUCAACUUUUAGUCUCUUUGACCAUGUGACAGUUCGAAUCUCUGUGCAAUCCUCAAGAUCACACGCCCAGUCUCUCCACUUUGAGUUGAUAUCCACACGGCCACAUCUAGCCAGCCAGCUCAUGGAACAAGGACAUGGUCUACGCACCGACAUUGUACAGGAGGUUACCAGCAUAUCGGGAGAGCAGCAUGAGACACCACCGGGUGACAUGUAUGAGACCACGGAUGUCCUGGGCAGCAGCAUUGGUCAGCUCAGGCAGGAGUAUGGCCAGACGGAGAGCCAUAAGAGCUUGUAUUGUCUGCUACAGGAGUUUGCAGAGAUGGGCUUGCAAGAGAGUGAGCCCGGCUAGGGCUAGGGCUCAGGCUGGGUCAGAAUAAAUAAUUGGCUGCGACUAUGGGGAGUAGACU
Molecule: messenger RNA, 3343 nt
Organism: Patiria miniata (bat star)
Lineage: Eukaryota; Metazoa; Echinodermata; Asteroidea; Valvatida; Asterinidae
Gene: dis3l
Product: DIS3-like exonuclease 1
Exons: 28
Coding region: 139-3285 (1048 amino acids)
Biological process (GO): rRNA catabolic process
Cellular component (GO): cytoplasmic exosome (RNase complex)
Molecular function (GO): 3'-5'-RNA exonuclease activity; RNA binding
Source: RefSeq, a predicted model, not a curated record